Macrobrachium nipponense is the source of this 1094-nucleotide messenger RNA. RefSeq names its product glycine, alanine and asparagine-rich protein-like. The coding region runs from base 54 to 854 and encodes 266 amino acids. The transcript is spliced from 3 exons. Lineage: Eukaryota; Metazoa; Arthropoda; Malacostraca; Decapoda; Palaemonidae. The record is from RefSeq and is a predicted model, not a curated record.
CAUCAUCAUUCCUUCUGUGCUUUCGAUACGACCACAUCUCACACCUCCUGGAGAUGUUCUCCCUCAAGACGUUCGCUGUUGUGGCUCUGUGCCUUGGCCUAGCAGCCGGUGACGAAACGCCAAGGGAGAAGAGAGGCUACGGGCAUGGUGGAUACGGUGGUGGUGGCGGUGGAGGUGGAGGUGGUGGCUAUGGGGGAGGAGGUGGCAGCUACCUGGUAGUAGGCGGAGGCGGCUAUGGCGGAGGACACGGCCCGACGGCCUCCGACGUAGCCAACCAAGCGGCUGCACAAGCCACGUCCGCCCUCGCUGCCCUCGGAACCGUCGCUCACGGAGCUGCCGCCAGCGCUGCCGCAGGCGCUGCGGCUGCCGCCUCUGCCGCAUCCCAGACUGCCAUAGCUGCCGCCGCUAACCGCCAGGCCCAGGCUGCCCAGAUCACGCAGGCUGCCCAGGGAGCCCAGGCAGCUGCGUUCCAAGAAGCCUCUCUGGCCGGAAAGGCCAACAUCGCCGAGCAGGCAGCCAGAGUGGCAGCCUCUAUGGCCCGGGGUCUCCUGAGCAACUUGGGGCAAGUCUCCGGCGAGACCAACGCGUUGGCAGGACAGGCAGCCAGCAGCCUGGCUGCCCAAGAAGCAGUCCUGGAGUCCCAGAAUGCCAUGGCAUGGUCGGCUCAGCAGGCAGCCAAUUCCCUUCAUCAGCAGCAGGCUGUGGUCAUCAGCGACCUGCAGUCGGCCGUCGGAGCCGCUGGACAAGCGCAGGGCGCAGCCGCUAAGGCCUUGGCCAAAGCUAAGGGGGCCAACAGCGGAGGGUUUGGGGGCUACGGAGGUGGGUUUGGAGGUGGUUACGGUGGGUACCACUAAAGACAGACUGUUAUCUACACCCAAGCUGGACGCAGAAGAGCCGGAUGAGAACCACUUCUUCCCUUGUGCCUUCAGGAGUAAAGUUACCAACGGCGAAGGCAGACUAUAAUAUUCCUAGACGUCGAAGUUCUUAUUGUAGCCACUUUACUGCGAGUCUUGUACAUACGAUUCUCUCUUAGGGAUGCUAUUGUGAACGUCUUUUUCUCUCUUCUAUAUGAAUAAAGUAAUUGUAAGUGUAAA